CAAAAAGAGAAUCAGAAGAGUUAAGACAUCGUUCAGAAAGCGAGGAAGAGGAAGCUAAAAUUAAAGCUCGCCUAGAAGAAGAGCAUGUAGCUCUACAACAGACUCUGGAUGACAAACGGAGAAAAAUACAGCAUUUGGAAGCAGUAAAAGAUUUAAAUGCAGCACGAGCAAGAAUGCAAGUGUAUGACCAAGAAGAGUCCAUUAAAGAAGAAUGGAAAGACGUGAUAGAGAGGGAUCUGGUAAGUAACCCAGUGCCUGCUCCCACAAGUCCUCAACGACAGGUUGUCACUACUUCCUCAAGUGAAAGUACAGCAGAGCUUGUUAAGGUGCUAGCUGGUGCCUUAACUGCCAACAGAAUUCCAGUUCCUGAACCCUCAGUAUUCAGUGGGGAUGCAUUGAAAUACAAUGACUGGAAACUUUCAUUUGAAAUACUGAUUGACCAGAAGAACAUCCAAGACAAAGAAAAUAUAUACUACUUAAGGAGAUAUGUUGGUGGACAAGCUAAGAAAGCACUUGAUGGUUAUUUCCUGCUCGGAACCAAAUCUGCCUAUGUUGCAGCAUGGGAGAUUUUGGAGGAGAGAUAUGGGAAUCCAUUUACAAUUGCAAAAGCCUAUAGAGACAAGCUUCAAUCGUGGCCCAAGAUAGGAUCUAAGGACAGCUUUGAGCUCAGAGAUUUUGCAGACUUUCUCCGUAGUUGCGAGGCUGCCAUGGUCCAUAUCAAGGCAUUAGAAAUCUUGAAUGACUGUAAUGAAAACAGGCAAAUACUUUCAAAAUUACCAGAUUGGCUAACUGCAAGCUGGAAUCGGAAGGUUACUGAAGUCCAAGAAGACAGUAAACAAUUUCCCUCCUUCAGCCAAUUUGUAAAGUUUUUGACAAGAGAAGCAAAUAUUGCCUGUAACCCUGUCACAUCAUUGCAAUCACUGAAGCAAGGUGAAGCUGGAAACACCAAAUCUCAAAGACAACAAAGCUUUGCAGCAAAGACACUGACCACAAGUUCAGACGAAAACACCGUCUUAACAUGUAUUCUGUGUAAGAAGAAUUGGCAUUCCUUGCACAAUUGCAGGAAGUUCAUGGAGCAAGCUGUUCCAGACAGAAUUAAGUACAUUCAAGCUCAGAAGCUAUGCUUUGGAUGUCUCGAGACUGGCCAUCAGUCAAGGAGCUGCCACAGUAGGAGUGUAUGUGAAGUGUGCAAGAAGCAACAUCCUACCUGUCUGCAUGAAGAGCGUACAAAUCAAGAAAGAUACAAAGAAAGACUUCAACCAACACAACAAGAAGAAAGAACCACAGCGGCUACUUCCAACAGAGUAAUACUUGGUGAAGGUAACACGCAAACAGCUGCUAUAAUUCCAGUCUGGCUUUCAUCCACAUGUCAACCAGCAGAAGAAAUCCUUGUAUACGCUCUGUUGGAUUCUCAAAGUGACACAACAUUUGUGCUAAGUGAAGUAGCUGAGGCUUUGGAAGCAAGUAAACAACAAGUCAAGCUCAAGCUAUCUACUAUGACCUCAAGAACCACAGUUAUAAGCGCUCAAAGAGUGAACAACCUACAAGUCAGAGGCUUUUACUCCGGUAAAAAGAUUCCCUUACCACCAGUCUAUACACGUGACUUCAUUCCAGCCAACAGAACUCGCAUACCAACAGAUGAAACUGCAAAAGCUUGGUCUCAUCUAGAGCACCUCCAAGGAGAGAUUGCACCUCUGCAAGACUGUGAAGUGGGUCUGCUCAUAGGGUACAACUGCUCACAAGCUUUACUUCCAAGAGAAGUUGUGUUUGGCAAAGAAAAUCAACCUUACGCACAACGUACAGACCUUGGAUGGAGUAUUGUCGGAAACUUGAAUCCCUGUCUAGAUUACGGAGACGCCAUUGAUGUUAGCCAUCGCAUAGUAGUAAGACAAGUGACACCAGGUGUAGAACCUUCUCUCAGUCUCAAAACUGAAGUACACUAUGUGAGCCGAAACAAAGUUAAAGACAUUACUCCCUCAGAAAUCAUAAAAAUCCUCGAAUCAGACUUCUCAGAAAGAGUUGGAGAAGAGGAUUCUGUGUCCCAAGAAGAUCUCAAGUUCCUGUCGAAGUUAAGAGAAAGCAUCACACACAAAGAGAAUGGUCACUACGAAAUGCCAUUACCAUUCAAAGGCGAAAGACCAAAAUUACCUAACAACAAGACGUGCGCAGUACACCGCCUAAAUUGUCUUGAAAGAAGACUUAAAAAGGAUCAGAAGUACUACAAGGACUACGUCAACUUCAUGGAUGACAUCAUUUUACGUGGUGACGCAGAGAAGGUCCCUGAGGAAGAAAUCAACAACAAUCCAGCCUGGUACAUUCCUCACCAUGGAGUUUAUCAUCCACAGAAACCAGGAAAAAUACGAGUAGUAUUCGACUGUUCUGCCAAGUACCAGGAAACAUCCCUCAACGACCAUCUGCUCACUGGUCCUGAUCUGACAAACACGUUGGUGGGUGUACUGUGUCGCUUUCGCAAAGGUUCUUUUGCUGUCAUGUGUGACGUCGAAAGAAUGUUCCACCAGUUUCAUGUGAAAGGGGAAGAUCAAGAUUAUCUAAGAUUCCUGUGGUGGGAGAGCGGAAACUUAGAAACCAAACCAUCCAUCUACAGAAUGAAGGUCCACUUGUUUGGAGCAGCAUCGUCUCCUGGCUGUGCCAACUUCGGCUUAAAACAUCUGGCAGCACAAGGGCAGGGUCAGUUCAGUGAAGACGCCGUGCGCUUCAUUCAAGGAAACUUCUACGUCGACGAUGGGUUGGUAAGCGUUGAAACUGAGAAAGAAGCCAUUCAACUUGUCAAAGAAUCCAGAGAACUUUGCUGCACUGGGAAGUUAAGACUCCACAAGUUUGUUUCUAACAAUGAGAAUGUGACGGCGACCAUCCCAGAAGAAGAACGUGCAGCAGUUAAAGAUCUUGACAUGGCUUUAAGUUCAUCGCAUAUGGAGAGAGCUCUAGGAGUGUCACAUCUGACUCAUUCAAGUUCAGAGUUCAAGUAAAACCCAAUCCUCUAACAAGAAGAGGUGUGCUCUCUACCGUAGCCUCCGUGUAUGAUCCCCUGGGGUUCAUGGCACCCUUCAUCCUCUUGGGUAAACAGAUACUCCAGCAAAUGUGCAGAGACAAGAUCGGAUGGGAUGAAGAUCUACCAGAGAACUUAAGACCUCAGUGGGAGUCCUGGAACAGAGAUCUACCCAAUCUGGCUGAGAUGCAAAUUAAAAGAUGCUUCUUACCUUCAAGUUUCGGUAAUGUCAAGACUUAUGAACUUCAUCACUUUGCGGACGCAAGUGUCUCGGGAUAUGGUGAAUGUACUUACCUUCGAGCCAUUAACAAGUCAAAUGAAGUCCAUUGCUGUCUGGUAAUGGGAAAGUCUAGAGUUUCACCAACCAAAGUUACAACUAUACCAAGACUGGAACUCUCUGCUGCAGUUGUUGCAGUGAGAACCAGCGACAUGCUCAGGAAAGAGUUGGAAAUCCAAGACCUUAAAGAAUUAUUUUGGACAGAUUCAAAAGUUGUUCUUGGCUACAUAAACAAUGACGCCAGAAGGUUUCAAGUGUUCGUAGCUAACCGCAUACAGAGAAUCAAGUCCAGCACGAAGCCUGAACAAUGGGCUUAUGUUGCUUCAGAAGACAAUCCAGCAGAUCAUGCCUCUCGAGGUUUAACUGCAAAGCAACUGAAGACUUCAAACUGGUUCACAGGACCAACGUUUCUUUGGCAAAAGGACCUACCUGUAAGAGAAUGCAAGGUGGGAGAAAUCAAUGAGGAUGAUCCUGAAAUUCGCAAGGCUAUCGUGUGCAACACAAAGGCAAAAGAAGACGGGUCAUUAUUGGAUCGCUUACAGAAAUUCUCUGAUUGGUCAAGGGUAGUAAGAGCAAUUGCAAGACUGAAACGACAUGCCAAAGAACACCAAGGUACGAAACAAAGAACCAAUGAAUGUACAACCAUCGAAGAAAGGAAAGAAGCAGAACUUUUCAUCAUCCAGCUAGUUCAAAAGGAGUCCUUCUCAGAUGAGCUAAAGAGCUUGAAACAAAUGAAAGCAGUUACCAAGGCCAAAGACAGUAACCUGUUCAAGCUGAAUCCAUUCCUGGAUGAAGAAGGUAUCCUGAGGGUGGGAGGACGCUUAAGUCAAGCUUCAUUGCACCCACAUGUUAAGCAUCCGGCUAUACUGCCAAAGAAAAAUUAUGUAUCAGCUUUGCUUAUCAAGCGCCUUCACGAAAGACAACAUCAUCAGGGACGUGGAAUGACGAUGAACGAACUGCGAGCUAAUGGAUGGUGGAUCCUGGGAUGCAGCAGUGCGGUCUCUGCGCACAUCUUUAACUGUGUCAAGUGCAGAAAGUACAGAAGACGUCCUGAAGAGCAAAGAAUGGGUGACUUACCUCAGGACAGAACGGAAAUCAGUCCGCCCUUUACCUAUACUGGCAUAGACUGCUUUGGUCCGAUCUAUGUUAAGGACGGAAGGAAGGAUCUCAAAAAAUAUGGUCUCUUACUUACCUGUUUAUGUUCAAGAGCCAUACAUAUAGAGAUGAUCGAUGACAUGACUACUGAUGCAUUUAUCAAUGCUUUAAGAGCAUUCAUGGCCAUUAGAGGUAAUGUUCGUCAAUUGAGAUGUGACCAAGGCACUAAUUUUGUUGGUGCAAGAAGAGAGUUUGCAGAACUCAUGAAAGGAACGGAUCAAGAAAGAGUGAAGGAUCUAGGAUGUGAGUUUCUUAUGAACCCUCCAGCUGCAAGUCACAUGGGUGGUGUCUGGGAAAGGCAAAUAAGAACUAUAAGAAGUGUUCUUACAGCUAUUCUGGAUAAAUCAGCACAAAGGCUCGACAGCACCUCCCUGAGGAUUUUCCUGUAUGAAGUCUUGGCUAUCAUUAACAGCAGACCACUCACAGCAGAACAUUUGAAUGAUCCAUCCGGACCCGAACCUUUAACUCCAAACCACAUACUCACAAUGAAGUCCACAAUCAUUCUUCCUCCACCUGGUCAAUUUGUAAAAGAAGAUCUUUACCUUAAGAAGAGGUGGCGCAGAGUGCAGUAUCUGGCUAACGAGUUUUGGACAAGAUGGAAGAAAGAAUAUCUUUUGAACUUACAGCCAAGACAAAAGUGGCAUAAAGACAGAAGGAACGUGAAGGUCAACGACAUCGUCCUUCUACAGGAUGAUCUGACACCUCGUAAUGAAUGGAAGCUGGCCAAAAUCACAGAAGUCUUUCCAGGGUCAGAUAGUAGGGUCGGAAAACUUAAAUUACUGGUUAGCCAAACCACAUUAGACAAAAAGGGGAAACCCACAAUUAGGACUGUGUUCCUUGAAAGACCUGUACACAAGGUUGUUACUCUGCUUGAGGCAGAAUAAGGUGUUUAAUGUGUUGCCUGAGAUUCCAUGUUAAGUUGUUAUCUACAGGUAAUGUCUAUUUCAAAGGGUAAAGCGUUUACUUUGUACAAACAAUCUUUUGUGUGAAAUCUCACGAGUAAUGUGUGAUUUGGUGGGAGUGUAAGUGCAGCCUUUACAUGUUCAUAAUUUAACUGUAAUGUGUAUUUUCUAAGUGUACUAAUUAUUAUUGUUGUAAUGUUUCAUGCGUGCAAUAUUUCGUCUUUUAUUUUGAAGUCCAAGCUCACGUCUCGUUAUGCUGUUCUCGCGUGAGUUAGAGAGCGAGAACAUGAGAAGCACCCUCAGAGUAAGAUGCACGGAUACUUAAAGCUCCGUUAGUUUUGUAUUCUUAUACAUAUAAGUUGUGAAGAGAACUGAAGAAUACUUCCCUCUGUUUACAGAGCAUGCAGCCCAACGAGUUUUCACGGUGGAUUCGGAGGAAUAAACCCGUUAUGAGAAAGCCACUUGUGUCUGCCUGUGCUUCGAGGGAAUUACAG
Messenger RNA from Gymnodraco acuticeps, 5835 nucleotides. RefSeq lists its product as uncharacterized. Gene Ontology annotation, molecular function: nucleic acid binding; zinc ion binding. The transcript has 2 exons. The coding region runs from base 174 to 2987 and encodes 937 amino acids. The record is from RefSeq and is a predicted model, not a curated record. NCBI's taxonomy places the organism in Eukaryota, Metazoa, Chordata, Actinopteri, Perciformes, Bathydraconidae.